This is a messenger RNA of Aspergillus viridinutans, 1653 nucleotides long. RefSeq names its product aminoglycoside phosphotransferase family protein. The record is from RefSeq and is a predicted model, not a curated record. NCBI's taxonomy places the organism in Eukaryota, Fungi, Ascomycota, Eurotiomycetes, Eurotiales, Aspergillaceae. The transcript has 3 exons. Bases 1 to 1653 code for a protein of 550 amino acids. Gene Ontology annotation, cellular component: mitochondrion.
AUGCAAGGGCGACGCAAAGCUUAUAAGCUUCUCAGCGGACGUUUUAGCUCAGCUAUGGCUUUUAUCCAAGCUCAGGCUGGCUCUACAAAUCUCGCACAGACAGAAGCAAACAACCCCUUCUUUUGCUACACGUCCGGCCGUUGGUUAUACAAUGAGCAGCUCCAAUUGGGAAGACGGUUCGUCAAAUUCAACGUUCCAGCUCUUCAGCAAGCUGCUGGUCAAGUACUUGGUACUCGAUGCGUCCAGAUGACCAAGCUACCGGAGGGGAUGUACAACAAGGUGUUUUCUCUGAAAAUGGAGAACGGCGAGGAAGCGUUGGCAAGGAUCCCAAAUCCGAAUGCUGGCCAUCCUCAAUAUUGCGUGGCUAGUGAAGUCGCCACGCUUGAUUUUCUUCGCAACGUCCUUGAUAUCCCCGUUCCUAGAGUCCUGGCCUGGAGCUCUCCGGAAUUGCAACCCAACCCGGUGGGUAGCGAAUACAUUCUCAUGGAGCGGGUGAGAGGACGCCAGUUGAGCCGGGUUUGGGAUGCCAUGUCUGAAGCUCAGCGCUUCGGUCUGGUUAAAAGCCUAGUAGAGAUUGAGAGGAAGUUGGCGAGCGCACAGUUUACGAACCAUGGCAGCCUAUACUACAAGAAUACAUAUCCGUAUGGCAGGAGCGCCAUUGGUCCUAGCUCGAAUGAUGAGCCUAUUGGGAAGUUCGUCAUCGGCCCAACAACUGAGCGGUCUUUUUGGGAAGAUGAGAAGCGUGGACUAGAUAUUGACCGGGGCCCUUGGGAGACUGCACAACAAUACCUUUCAGCUGUUGCGAACCGUGAGAUUGCCUUGAUCCGAAGUCUAGGCUCGAGUAAUUAUAGAGACAUCGCAUCUCUUUCGGCUAGGACACCAUCAGCCCGUGACAAACAUGUUCGGCUUAUUGAACAGUUUCUAACUCUGCUCCCACACAUAUUACCACCGGGACAGCUUUGUAGUCCUGUACUGCUGCACCAUGACCUUCAUUCAGACAAUAUAUUUGUUGACGACGCGGAUCCCACAAAAAUAUCAAGCAUAAUCGAUUGGCAGGCAGUGUAUUCCGCUCCACUAUUCAUGCAGGCAAGGUUUCCUUCGGUAUUUGAUUGCGAUGACCAGUAUCCAUGGGGCGCUGUUCAACCUGAAUUGCCAAAAGAUUUCGAUACCCUCUCAGAAACGGGAAAAGAGUUGGCUAGAGACAAACUUGCCAGGAUUAGAUUGAAGAAAUUCUACGAAUUGGCUUCAAGGAAAUUCAACCCGCUUCUCGUCAAGGCCAUGGAUGUCAUGAGAAAUGAUGAUGACCCUACAACCUUCAUUUUCCAUAUUGUCGGACGGUCUUCCCUCGAUGGACCGAUCCCGCUCAAAGAACUUCUUAUCCAGACGUAUGAGAAAUGGGACCAAAUAGCGAAGCGGAGAGGUUUGGAGAUACCAUGCCCGAUUUCAUUUUCGCAAGAAGAAAUUGAAGAAAGCCGUCAGCAGGCGACUGCAUGGGCGGACGCGUAUACAGAGCUUGACACUCUGCGAACGCAAGUCAUGGGUAAAGAUGGCUGGGUCUCUCACGAGGAAUUUGAAGACGCCAUGCGCAGAUGGGAAGACAACAGAGCAACUUUUGAAAUGCUUCGAGAGCGACUAGAAAAGUUGCUUUCAUAA